Molecule: messenger RNA, 3586 nt
Organism: Syngnathoides biaculeatus (alligator pipefish)
Lineage: Eukaryota; Metazoa; Chordata; Actinopteri; Syngnathiformes; Syngnathidae
Gene: clasrp
Product: CLK4-associating serine/arginine rich protein
Exons: 21
Coding region: 199-2118 (639 amino acids)
Source: RefSeq, a predicted model, not a curated record
CAAACCAGCAAGCGGCCCCAUUGCCUUCCCCUCGUCUUCGCACUCCACGAAGAAGAAAGUCAGCGCGGAAGACAGUUUGUACGGUGGCCUCUCUGGCUCAACGAGUAAUCACCACAGUGAUUAAUAAACCAGUUUUUAGUUGUUGCCCACAAAACAGCAACCGUGCCCCGCCGCGCCCCCACGCCCAGCGGCGCCGUCAUGUGGCAGGAGGCCCGCAAGCACGAGCGCAAGCUCCGUGGCAUGAUGGUCGACUACAAACGACGUGGCGAGCGCCGCCGAGAGUACUAUGAGAAGAUUAAAAAAGAUCCGGCCCAGUUCCUUCAAGUUCAUGGACGAGCCUACAAGAUUCACCUGGAUCCUGCUGUGGCUCUGGCGGCAGAAGCUCCAAUCAAUAUGAUGCCUUGGCAAGGUGACGCCAACAACAUGAUUGACAGGUUUGACGUGCGGGCUCAUCUUGACUACGUCCCCACCUACACACCUCCACUGAUCACCACACCAACACCAGAGCAGGAGAUGGAGGAGAGAAAGUGCAAUUAUGAGCGCUACAGAGGCCUGGUGCAGAACGACUUUGCCAACAUCUCAGAGGAGCAGUGUUUGUACCAGAUCUAUGUGGAUGAGCUCUAUGGUGGCCUACAGAAACCAAACGAGGAAGAGAAGAAAAAGCUGGCCGAGAAAAAGGUUGCUAUUGGUUACACAUACGAGGACAGCACUGUGACAGAACCUGACCCCGCCUCAGACAAAGAUGAUGACAAUUCGGAGAAUAGCGAGUCUGAAGAGGAUGAGGUCAUCCCAGAUAUUGAUGUAGAGGUUGACAUCGACGAGUUGAAUCAUGAGCAGGAGACGGAGCUCAACAAAACCGCUACUCCCUACGGAAUGGCUGAAGGAGACUUUGUCAGGAUGUUGAGGAAGGACAAAGAGGAGGUGGAGGCCAUCAAGCAUGCCAAGGCACUGGAGGCAGAGAAAGCCAUGUACUCUGGCCGUCGAUCUCGCCGACAAAGGCGAGAGUUCAGAGAGAAAAGACUAAAAGGACGACAAAUCAGCCCACCAAGCUACGCCAGGAGAGAUAGUCCAACAUAUGAUCCCUACAAACGGCCAGAGUCAGAAUCCAGCUCUGAGUCACGCUCGCGCUCUCGGACCCCCGGUCCAGAGAAGAUUACCUUCAUCACCAGCUUUGGAGGCAGCGACGACGAAGCGUCAGCGGCGGCACAAGCCACUGCCCCCCACGCCGGCCAUGGCUCCUCCAACGCGCACCACCCCGCAGGUCAUAGCAGGGGCUCCCGGAGACGAAGGUCCUCGUCCAGUCGUUCCCCUUCAUACUCUUCCUCCGACUCUUCAUCACGAUCCUCUUCAUCCAGCCGUUCACGCCGCGGAGUACGGCGAGGACGUGACGGCCGCCGUUCUCGGACUCACUCCCGCUUGAGACGACAUUCUCGGUCGUACUCGCGUGACCGAGGAGGCUCGCGUAGGAGACAUGAGCGGACGCGGUCGAGAUCGCGACCCAGAGAGCGAGCAAGAGAUGGGGAGAGGAGACGAUACUCUUCAAGGAGAAGGACGAGAUCCCGCUCCAGCUCACGGCAGGGGGGUUCCUCUCGGCGAAGUGUCCGGAGCAGCGGCGGUCACCGGCGGGCUGAAAGCGGCAGUGGCAGUCCCUCCCCAUCCCCCGGUCACCUCAACCACAGCCCUUCCCCUGACCAACGAGGACCCCCUCUUUCUGCUAACACAGUCACCGACAAACUAAGAAAGCCUGAAACAGCGGGUGGUAAAAAGACGGGAGCUGCCAAAUCCAAGCUGACCCCACAGGAGAAGCUCAAGCUCCGUAUGCAGAAGGCCCUCAACAGGCAGUCCAAGGCGGAUAAGAAAGCCGCCCAGGUGAAGAUCCAGCAGCAAGAGCACAAACGACAGGAACGAGAGGGAGAACUACGAGCCAUGGCACGCAAAAUACGCAUGAAGGAGCGUGAGCGACGUGAAAAAGAGCGGGAUGAAUGGGAGCGACAGUAUGGACGCCAGAGCAGCAACUCGCCCUCUCCCUCCAAAUAUGACCGAGAUUCCAGCUCAUCUCGAAGGAGGCAUCGGUCUCGGUCUCGGUCUCGCUCCAGGAGUCCUUACAGCAGAUACUGAGAUGAAAUAUGGGGCUAUCUUCUUGAAUAAUAAAUAAAUAAUAAAGCGGGACAUAGGACAGUGUGACUAUAGUUGACACACCAACACCUCAAACAUGUAUCUAUGUAACAUGUUACGUGUCUAGCCAAGGCAAGGCACAUGUGCAUAUGUCUGACUUGUUGACCUUGUCGUUAAUUCCUCCAAGCUUCUCCUAUUUGGCUUGAAAAGAUGCUGCAGGUUACUAAACUGGUUUGUUUUUUUGUUUGUUUUGUUUUUGCUUCAAACAUCCGCAUGCUACUGGUAUUUGAAUGCUACCCACACUCAUCAAGCACCGUUGACGUCUUCCUCGCCGGACAUUUUACACGUGAGAAUGUGUCAUCAUCAUCAUCAUCAUGCCAAUGACUUCCAAUGCCUCACUCACCAACUCCAAAAUCUCUUGUGGCAUGUCUGAAUAAAAUUGAUCAUGAAGCAAAGUGAAAUGUUGUAUUUAUUUUCUAAAAGCUGGAUUGACUUGAUUACAUUUUUUGACCUCAUGCUGGUGUUUCAUGUCGUCCUCUCCAAAUGUAUUGGAACAGCACGGUCAGUUCCUUUGUUUGUGUUGUAUGCUGAAGACAAAAUUCAGAAUUCCAGCUUUCAUUUCAUCAUGUUUACAUCUAGAUGUGUGAAACAACUCAGUGACAGAGCACCUUUUUUGUUCAAGUGAGCAAAUGUAUUGGAACAGACGGUGGCCUAAACCUUGCUUGGAAUAACUGCAUAAAGUCGUGAUCCAUUGACUUCACCAAACUGUCGCAUUCUUCAUCAGAAAUGCUUCUCCAGGCCAUUACGGCAGCCUCUUUCAGUUCCUGUUUGUGUCUGGGGGUUUCCCCCCUUCAGUUUCUUCUUCAGGAGGUAAAUCGCAUGCUCUAUUGGGUCACGGUUUGGUGAUUUGACCUGGCCAGUCCAAGACUUUCCACUUUUCCCUCUGAUGAAGUCCUUUGUUGUGUGGGCUGUGUGUUUUGGGGUCGUUGUCUUGUUUCAAAAUGAAGCUUCUGCAUUUUUCCGUGAACUGCCGGACAAAAUGGUUUUGUAGACUUCAGAAUGAAUUCUGCUGCUACCAUCAUGAGGCACUGUAAAUCAUCGCUAAAGAAUAGUGAGCCUGUUCCAGAAGCAGCUUUCUUCUCUCAAAAUCUUUUGGGAACAGUGGAAUGUGAUAUUUUCACCCCUGCCCUGUGGAGGGUUGGCAGUGAUGUCACAGAUUGUUGUCUUGCGGGGUUUCUUCGUAUCGCUCACAAUGUUUCUGUCAUCAGCUGCUGUUCAUACCCUUAGCUGACCUGUUCAGUGUCAGUUGCUCAGCACACCAACAGUUUCUUCUUUUUCAAGACGUUCCAAGUUGUCGGAUCGGCUAUGCUAAACUUGCUGUUCCAAUACUUUUGGAGGGGACUUUGUCUCGCCCCCCCCCAUGAAAUAAUGAAAAUAAUUGAUUCCGCAGUCAAACUGUAACAUUUAAGAA